Pipra filicauda (Wire-tailed manakin) is the source of this 3096-nucleotide messenger RNA. RefSeq names its product podocalyxin-like. NCBI's taxonomy places the organism in Eukaryota, Metazoa, Chordata, Aves, Passeriformes, Pipridae. Gene Ontology annotation, cellular component: microvillus membrane; apical plasma membrane. Gene Ontology annotation, biological process: positive regulation of cell-cell adhesion mediated by integrin; regulation of microvillus assembly; negative regulation of cell-cell adhesion. The record is from RefSeq and is a predicted model, not a curated record. The transcript is spliced from 9 exons. The coding region runs from base 18 to 1826 and encodes 602 amino acids.
GACGGCCGGGAAGCACCAUGCGGGCUCCGGGGCUGCUGCCGCUGCUCCCGCUGCUGCUGCUGCUGCUCGGUGCCAGCUGUGAGGAUGAUCCAGCUCCUGCAGGUCCAGACGGAAGUGACACCAUCACCACGACCACAGGCACCAGCAAGGCACAAGUGACCACCCCUACAAGCAGUGCAGGAGACACACCACCCGAACCUAAGUCACCUACCACAGUUCAAAUGACCACCACAACAGCCAAGCCAGAAACCCCUGCACCCUCUGUCACGUCACCCACCGCUGCUCAAGGCACCACCACUGCAAGCACUCUGAGAGCCACCCCAUCCACCCCUGCAUCAUCACCUACCACAGCGCAAGGGGCCACCACCACCACCGCCAAACAGGGAAACCCAACACCCGCCCCCACCACAUCGCCCCCCAGCUCCCAGCAGGCCGGCUCUGCAGCCAGUUCUGGAGCAUCCACAGCCAGCCCUGCUGCAGCCCCCGCUGCUGCCGAGCAGCAGACCAGUCCUACAGUCAGUUCGGGAAGCUUGGGGACCACCACUACUGCAAACCCUGUCCUCACUCAUGUGAGCAGCCCUCCAACCACCCAAGGAGGUUUAGGGGCUGCUGCCACAUCCAGGUCGGAUGCUCAGGGAGGCCAGCCUCCGGAUCAUUUGGCCAGUACCACUGAGAGCACUGGAGUCCUGAGCAGCAGCUCUGCCCUUGGCCCCAAGGACCGUGCCCCUUUUUCUACACAUGUCACCAAGCAGCCUCAUUCUUCUUCCAGUUCUCCAGCCCAGGACCUUGCCUCUUCCACCAGACCUGGAAGCACCAAUCCUUCUGUUACCCCUUUAAGUGGAUCUCUGCCCCGCCCCACCAGUAAAACAUCUCCGACUUCACCACCUGGCAGCAUCCACAAGAGCCCAGAGGCAGCCACCACACUGACUCCUGGAGCAGAGGACUCAGACCAGAGAAGCCACGAUGUUGGACCUACAUCAGCCAAACCCACCAGUGCCUCCCGGGGCCCUGGCAGUGCCCAGCCAUCCCCCCCAGCCCCAGGGGACCACACAGUGCCCAGCAGUCCUGGCCACCAGCACCCGAACACUUCUUUCCAAAAUGAGGUCAUCUGCAAAGAUGCUAAAGGUGCACCUGUAGAGGUGCAAAACAACUGGCUCACCAUGUAUCUGAAAGAAGCCAAAACCUGUGCUGAGUGGAGGACGGCGAGCGCCAACAUCUCCUUCUUCGAGAGCUUGUGCUCGACGGGCCGGCACACGUUCGACGCCAGCAGGGAGAGCUGCACGGUGACACUGCUGUCCCACGAGCCACAGUCCCAGCGCUGGGACGUGCAGGUGGUCCUGCACCUCCCUUUGCACCCUGAAAACAUCCUCGAGGAGCUGGAGAGGAAGGACAAGUUAGAGCAGUUGGGCAUCAGCAUCGCCAACGUCACCAACGACAAAAUGGAGAGGGAGGCGAUAAUCGACGAGUUCAGCACCCCCCUGAUCAUCACCAUCGUCACCCUGGCCGGCUCCCUGCUGCUCAUCGCCGCCAUCUACGGCUGCUGCCACCAGCGCUUCUCCCAGAAGAAGGACCAGCACAUCCACCCUGAUCUCCCCGGGUUUGAUGAUGGACAUGUGGCCCUGAUCUUUAAUCAGCGCCUGACCGAGGAGCUGCAGACCAUGGAGAACGGCUACCAUGACAACCCCACGCUGGAGGUGAUGGAGACCUCCUCCGAAAUGCAGGAGAAGAAGGUGAACCUCAACGGUGAGCUGGGGGACAGCUGGAUCGUUCCUCUCGACACCCUCAUGAAGGAGGACCUGGAGGAAGAGGAGGACACGCAUUUAUAGGGUGCAGAACACGAUCAAGCAAAAAAACGACCACCACUCCCCCCAAAAAUCCCCUUAAUCCUUCUACACACGCACACACAGCUCCAAAAUAAGGCAAAAUCCCCCCCCCAAAAAAAACCAGAAAAUUCCUUAAUGAACUAAUCAUGGCCCCUUGUGCCACCACGUGGGUUGCAGGACGGAAGAGGAAGGGGCAUAAGACACCUCUGGGGCACAUCGAGUCAAGACACUUUGGUGGCCACAUCAAGACAAGCAUCCUCCACCCCCCACCCACCUACCACACCAGAACUGAACAGCCAUGGGCAAACAGGGUGGCUUUGCUCCUGAAGAGCUGUUGGUGUCUCCUCCCAUCCCACAUCCAACCACGCCAACCGCAUCCUCCAGCUACCGAGUGACUCAAAACUGAAGAGAAAUAAAGCAAGUAGGAUGGGAGAGGGAGCAAAUCCAACAGCAAACCAGCAGCUGGCAACUACAGCUCAAAAACCCCUCUGUUUAGUCAUCACUCUGCCCUCCCCAGCACCCAGGUAUGGAGUGGAAAAAGCUGGAAAAGCCUGUUCUUUUUGAAUCCAGUUUCCAUCCUUUCCCCAGAAAUCGCCGGCUAAAACGCACAAGAGCCCCUCGCUGUGCCGUGGGCAGGUGGAUGCAUCUGGACCCAGCAGGAUGGGAGGGAUGCAGCAGUGCCAAGUGAUGCUCAGCCCUGUCACCCAGGGCUGUGGAACAGAUCCUACACCCACGUGGAAACCAAGAGAGGUGCAGCAGCUUCUUGUAUUGAUGGGAUGAGAUAGGGGAGGAGAGGAAAAGGAGUAAUUCCUUGAGUUCGUCCCUCUUGGGAAGGGUGUGGAGAUCAAGAGCGAUGCCAGGCAUGUUGGGGGUUUCGUGGUGCGGGAGACCAUCUCUGGUGCUGCAUUUCCCUACACAAUGAUCAGUCACCUUCCAGGAAUUAUGCAGCAGCACCUCACGGCCUUCAUCCAUCCUGCAGGAGACUGUGGGUGAUGUGCCCCACCAUGGUUUGUGAUUUUUGUGCUCAUGUUUUUCUGCCUGAGCAGCAGAAGAGGUAAAGGAGCAGCAGAAACACGAGCCAGGCAGCCUGGCGGCAUUCAAGGUUUUCCACCUGUACAGCCCUUGGUGUUUCCUCCCCUUGAGGUUUGUAAGUUCAGCCCAAGCUCUGAAGCUCUUCCUCACAAGCCAGUAAACUAACAGAGACCUGCAAAGCAACUUCCAGCACAGCAGCAAGGCUGGGACUGAGGUUUGUCCUGCAGCCCUUGGUUUGUCA